UGCCAAUAGUCCACACAGUGGUGAGGGACAUCAGAGCUGGGCCUUGACUGGCCUCCUCAGAGAAGCAAGGGGCUGAACUCUCUGCUGGGAGAGCAAUUGCAAAGAUUCCAGCCUUAAGGGGCCACGUGAAGCUCAGAAGACCAAGGACACACGGUUCCUGGACGGAAGUGAUGUUUCUGGCCCGGUGCCUGCAGCUAGAGACCAAUGUGAAACCCAUUGUUUGAGGUUAGAGCUGGUGGGGGCCACGGGAAGCCCCCAGUAAUGCCCUGCGCCCCACUUACUGCAGCCUCAGAACCCUGAGUGAGAACUGCGCCAGUGGACAGAACAUCCCUGCACCAGGAUGAAACCUCUCAGCGCUGUCCUCCUGAUAUUGCUACUAAUUGGACAGCCAGGGAGCAGGUGGGCACGAGAAGAAGGUGGCGCUGUGAACUUGGGGCCAGAGAGAGACAUCUUCGGUGACGACGACGACGAUGAUGAUAAUGACGACGAUGACGAGGAAGAGGAAGAAGAGGAGACCAACAUGAUCCCUGGAAGCAGGGACAGAGUGCCCCUACAGUGCUACUUCUGCCAGGUGCUUCACACUGGGGAGAACUGCAACCAGAUACAGAACUGCUCCCACAGCGAGGCUUUCUGCACCACACUCAUCUCCCAUAGCAACACUGACAAAGGUCUCCUGGUUACCCACUCCAUGUGGUGUGCUGACACCUGCCGACCCAUCAUCAAGACAGUGGAAGGCACCCAGGUGACCCAGACCUGUUGCCAGUCCACACUGUGCAAUAUUCUACCUUGGCAGAGCCCCCAAAUCCAGAACCCUCUGGGUGGCCGGGCAAACAGACCCCUGGAUGGUGGGGCCAGACAUCCUCAAGGUGGCAGUGCAGGCAGCCCUCUGGAUGGUGGGGCCAGACAUCCUCAAGGUGGCAGAGUUGACCAGCCCCAGGUUGUCAAGGCUGCCCGUCCUCGUCCUCGGAGUGAUGGGGCUAGCUUACCCAAGGGUGGCAAGGCUAAUUGGCCCCAGGGUAGUGGGGCAGGAUGCCCUUCAGGCUGGACCAAAUUUGGUAAUACAGCCCUCCUGCUCAGCUUCCUCACUAGUCUAUGGGCAUCGGGGGCCUGAAGACUGGUCCUCCUCCUACCAGGACCCCCCAGGCCUCCCUUCCCCCACAACCAGCUUCAGAGAAUAAACUUGAAUGUCUUUUGCAAUCUAGCCAGUUGCAGUCCUCUGGCCAUUGUCUGUCCUCAGUUUCACCCUCAGGCCUCCUUGUCGUCUUUCCACUGCCCAUGGGCAGCAGCAUAGGUUAACAUGUCUGCCUCAGAUCCAGUUGUCUGUUGCCAGUGUUCUGGGGACGUUUAGCCUUCAGGGACCCCAUCUGCCCAGCUGCACAGAGAAAAUGACAAGCUGCGUCAUGAAUUUGUCAGCCUGCAAGUUUUCCCCAGAGCCAUCUAGAUAAAAUCAACCCUUUCAUGGGCGUGAGGUACAGGGUGAGCCUACAGCGGCCUGGAGGGAGGAGGUGUUGGAGGGAGACCAGGAAAGUUGCAAGGGUGAGGUGCACCGACUACAGCUAAGGAAUG
This is a messenger RNA of Acomys russatus (golden spiny mouse), 1566 nucleotides long. RefSeq names its product glycosylphosphatidylinositol anchored high density lipoprotein binding protein 1 (gene Gpihbp1). Bases 341 to 1111 code for a protein of 256 amino acids. NCBI's taxonomy places the organism in Eukaryota, Metazoa, Chordata, Mammalia, Rodentia, Muridae. The transcript has 5 exons. Gene Ontology annotation, molecular function: acetylcholine receptor inhibitor activity. The record is from RefSeq and is a predicted model, not a curated record.